Molecule: messenger RNA, 258 nt
Organism: Ilex paraguariensis (yerba mate)
Lineage: Eukaryota; Viridiplantae; Streptophyta; Magnoliopsida; Aquifoliales; Aquifoliaceae
Source: the annotation of a GenBank genome assembly
CAGUUAUGGUUUGGUUUAGAGGCAGUGAGGUUGGGUGUUCUCAUCGUUAUGGUUGAAGGAGGGAUGUUUUACGACAGGGCCACAGGUGAACAUGCGGAGGCUCCAGGUGACUUUCUUGAGGAGUUGGCUAGGGAAGGAGUAAAUGAUGGAUCCGCAAAUGAAGUUGAAAUAGUGGGUUCUGAUGACAUUGGGGUGUCCAAUGGAGUAACUCAAAACUCGAAUGAAAAUGUCAAAACCCAGCCUGAGAAAAAAAAUUAG